AAAUAUUUAUUUACAGAGCCUAUGUAUACGCACGUGUACUGCAUGUACUGACUUGAAACAGACUGUCUAUUUUCCUGUAAUAUUUUUUGUUUUGACGUGGACAUCUGCCACCAUGCCUAUGGGAACCAGGAGAAGUUCUAGACGGAUUGCUGGAGGAACAGAGUCAGAAGGAGACCAAUCAGACAGUUCUAUAGGUCAAUCGAGCCCAAGAAAGAGGGUUUCAAGAUCUGCUAAGAAGACUACUAAGAGCAAGAUAUCUGAGGAAAAGAUCAAGUCCAUUCCAGAAGAAUCAUUGAACUUUGACAUAACAGAUGCAUCAACACCUGUAAAGAACAAACACAAUGUGUCAUUGGACAAAGAUAAGCAGGGGUCAAACACCCCUCAACCAUUGGACAUACCUUCUGUUGCAAGUGAAUCGGUGAAAUCUGUAGACUGUAGUUCAGACUCCAAGGAGAAGUCUGCGGAAAAGACUACUACCACAGACAUGGCACAUUCAAAGAAAAGGUCUGCAAAGGAGACUACUACCACAGAGGUGGCACAUUCAAAGAAAGGUCUGCAGCAGAGACUACUACCACAGAGGCGAUACACUCAAAGAAAAGGUCUGCAGAAGAGAUAAUAGCCCCUUGUGAUGUCAUCAAGAAUGUGAUGGAAGCUUAUAAGCAGGAAUCUACGACAAAGAAGAAGUCCAAGGGCAUGGCGAAGUCAGGAAGGCCUUGGAAAACUGAACAGACUGCAAGGUUUUCUGGCAUGAAAAAAGACAAGCCCCUCAGGUCAUCAUGGCAACUCAAAAUGGCCCAGAAAGCGGAAAAGAUGUCCGUCAGAAAAUAUCAGCAGGGUCUAGAAGAUGCCAAGAGGGAGGCCAAACUAUUGAAGAAGCAGCGCAGAGAAGAACAUGAGAAGAAGAAGGCAGAGAAUCAGAGGAAAUCAGAAGUGGUUCAAGUCAUAAAGAAUCCAGCCAAGUUGAAGAGAAUGAAAAAGAAGCAACUUCGUAUGAUUCAGAAGCGACCCACUUGAGAAAUGAGCAGGAAACGGAAACAGACUUUCUGAUAAAAUGCGCUAUAUCAUCAGUCAGAAUAGAAACAGAGCCAAGCCACAGAUCAGGUCGGCAAUUCCACUUUGGGGG
This is a messenger RNA of Strongylocentrotus purpuratus (purple sea urchin), 1123 nucleotides long. RefSeq names its product coiled-coil domain-containing protein 86. The coding region runs from base 646 to 1014 and encodes 122 amino acids. The transcript is spliced from 5 exons. Gene Ontology annotation, cellular component: nucleolus. The record is from RefSeq and is a predicted model, not a curated record. NCBI's taxonomy places the organism in Eukaryota, Metazoa, Echinodermata, Echinoidea, Camarodonta, Strongylocentrotidae.